Phaeodactylum tricornutum CCAP 1055/1 is the source of this 1404-nucleotide messenger RNA. RefSeq lists its product with no specific name. The transcript has 3 exons. Bases 1 to 1404 code for a protein of 467 amino acids. Gene Ontology annotation, cellular component: endoplasmic reticulum; COPII-coated ER to Golgi transport vesicle. NCBI's taxonomy places the organism in Eukaryota, Bacillariophyta, Bacillariophyceae, Surirellales, Neidiaceae. The record is from RefSeq and is a predicted model, not a curated record.
AUGUCGUCGGUGGACUUUUACCGGCGUGUCCCGAAAGAUUUGACAGAGGCAACCAGUUUGGGUGCCAUUAUGAGUGUGUGUGCCCUGGUGGUAAUGGGGGUGUUGUUCCUUUCGGAAACGGCCGCCUUUGCGCGCACGGGUAUUGCCACGUCCAUUACAUUGGACGAGAACACGUCGCCGCAAAUUCGCUUGAACUUCAACAUUACGCUCACGGAUUUGCAGUGCGAUUAUGUUUCGAUCGACGUGUGGGACGCCUUGGGCACGAACAAGCAGAACGUGACGAAAAACAUCGACAAGUGGCAACUCGACGCCCAAGGGAUUCGAAGGAUCUUUUCGGGACGCAAUAGGGAAGGUCGGGAAGUCGUACACGAUAGUCACGAUCGGAGUUUGGACGAAAUUCAUUCGGAAGAUGGCAAAGCCGUGGUAGACCUCACGGCGGAUACCUUUGACGAUUUCAUGGAAGAGCACGAAAUGGCCUUUGUGGACCUUUAUGCUCCAUGGUGCGUUUGGUGCCAACGGCUCGCGCCCACGUGGGAAUUGUUCGCGCAAGAAGUCAAAAAGGAAGGCAUGCCCAUUGGUGUCGCCAAGAUUGAUUGCAUGGCCGAAGCCGACUUGUGCCGCGCACAGCGCGUCAUGGCCUUUCCCACGUUGCGCUGGUACCACGAGGGCAAAGCGGUGGCGCCCGACUACAAAAUGGAUCGAACCAUCCCGGCCCUUACCUCGUUCGCCAAACGUAAACUUGAUAUGGACGAAAAGUUUAAGGAAUGGCAUUCCAAAGCGUCCGAUAGUGCCGAUCCAGCCGAAGUGGAAAAGAAACGACAAUUGUACCAACAGAACCGACCGGAUCAUCCCGGUUGUCAGGUAUCGGGACAUUUGAUGGUCAACCGGGUGCCGGGCAAUUUUCAUCUGGAAGCGAAAUCCAAAAGUCACAACUUGAACGCCGCCAUGACUAAUCUAUCGCACGUGGUGAACCAUUUAAGUUUCGGGGAACCCAUUGACGAAAAUAACCGCAAGUCGAAACGGAUACUCAAACAAGUCCCGGAGGAGCACCGACAAUUUGCACCCAUGGAUGGGCAAGCGUUCCUAACCAAAGCCUUCCAUCAGGCCUUUCACCACUACAUCAAAGUCGUUUCGACGCACCUGAAUAUGGGCUCGUCGGAUGCGAAUUCCAUGUUGACGUAUCAGUUUUUGGAACAAUCACAAAUUGUCUUUUACGACGAUGUCAACGUACCGGAGGCACGUUUCAGCUACGAUUUGAGUCCGAUGAGUGUAGUGGUCGAAAAGGAAGGGCGGAAAUGGUACGACUAUUUGACCUCGCUGUGCGCCAUCAUUGGAGGAACUUUUACGACCCUGGGUUUGAUCGAUGCGACGCUGUACAAGGUGCUGAAACCGAAAAAACUGUAA